Psammomys obesus (fat sand rat) is the source of this 8111-nucleotide messenger RNA. RefSeq names its product protein tyrosine phosphatase receptor type Z1 (gene Ptprz1). NCBI's taxonomy places the organism in Eukaryota, Metazoa, Chordata, Mammalia, Rodentia, Muridae. The record is from RefSeq and is a predicted model, not a curated record. The transcript is spliced from 30 exons. Gene Ontology annotation, biological process: peptidyl-tyrosine dephosphorylation. Gene Ontology annotation, molecular function: protein binding; protein tyrosine phosphatase activity. Bases 120 to 7058 code for a protein of 2312 amino acids.
CUCUCUCUCGUCCACCUAGACCCUGGCCAGUCACCAGCUCCCCCUGCCUCGGCGUCCCCACCCUCUGCACCCUAAGCUGCACCCCGGCGGCCGGCGCGGGGCCGCGGACCCGGCUGGAGAUGCGAAUCCUGCAGCGCUUCGUCGCGUGCGUCCAGCUCCUGUGCGUGUGUCGCCUGGACUGGGCUUAUGGAUACUACAGACAACAGAGAAAACUUGUUGAAGAGAUUGGCUGGUCCUAUACAGGUGCACUAAAUCAAAAAAACUGGGGAAAGAAAUAUCCAAUAUGUAAUAGCCCAAAGCAGUCUCCUAUUAAUAUUGAUGAAGAUCUUACACAAGUCAAUGUGAAUCUUAAGAAACUGAAAUUUCAGGGCUGGGAAAAAGCAUCUUUGGAAGACACGUUCAUUCACAACACUGGGAAAACAGUGGAAAUAAAUCUCACUAAUGACUACUAUCUCAGUGGAGGACUUUCAGAAAAGAUAUUCAAGGCAAGCAAAAUAACUUUUCACUGGGGAAAAUGCAAUGUGUCUUCUGAAGGAUCAGAGCACAGUUUAGAAGGACAGAAGUUCCCGCUUGAGAUGCAAGUGUACUGCUUUGAUGUGGACCGAUUUUCAAGUUUUGAGGAAGCAGUUAAAGGAAAAGGGAGGUUAAGGGCUUUAUCCAUCUUAUUCGAGGUUGGAAUUGAAGAAAAUUUGGAUUACAAAGCCAUUAUUGAUGGAAUCGAGAGUGUUAGUCGUUUCGGGAAGCAGGCUGCCUUGGAUCCGUUCAUCCCGCAGAACCUUCUGCCAAACUCCACUGACAAAUAUUACAUUUACAACGGCUCAUUGACAUCUCCUCCCUGCACAGACACCGUUGAAUGGAUCAUUUUUAAGGAUACAGUUAGCAUCUCUGAAAGCCAGCUGGCUGUAUUUUGUGAAGUUCUCACAAUGCAACAGUCUGGCUAUGUCAUGUUGAUGGAUUACUUACAAAACAAUUUCCGAGAACAACAGUACAAGUUUUCCAGGCAGGUGUUUUCCUCAUAUACUGGAAAGGAAGAGAUUCAUGAAGCAGUGUGUAGUUCAGAACCAGAAAAUGUGCAGGCUGACCCUGAAAAUUACACCAGCCUUCUGGUCACAUGGGAGAGACCUCGAGUUGUUUAUGACACCAUGAUUGAGAAGUUUGCGGUGCUGUACCAACCACUGGAGGGAAAUGACCAAACCAAGCAUGAGUUUUUAACAGAUGGCUAUCAGGACUUGGGUGCUAUUCUCAAUAACUUACUACCUAACAUGAGUUACGUUCUUCAAAUAGUGGCCAUAUGUACCAAUGGCUUAUAUGGAAAAUACAGUGACCAACUGAUAGUUGACAUGCCUACUGAGGAUGCUGAACUUGACCUUUUUCCUGAAUUAAUUGGAACUGAAGAAAUAAUCAAGGAGAAAGAAUAUGGAAAAGACAAUGAGAAAGACACUGGCUUGAAUCCCAGCAGAGACAGUGCCACAAACCAAAUAAGGAAAAAGGAACCCCAGGUUUCCACCACAACUCACUACAAUCACAUGGGGACUAAAUAUAAUGAAGCCAAGACUAACCGGUCUCCAACGAGAGGAAGUGAAUUCUCUGCGAAGAGCGAUAUUCUCAACAUAUCUCUGGGUUCCAAUUCCCAACAGGUUGCCGAAUUUGAUACAGAAAAAGAAAUUUCCUUGCCUUCUCAGACUGGAACUAAACUGCCACCAUUCAGUGUGGGAGGUACUUCAGCCUCCUCAAACAGCAGAUCUAAAAGUCUGUCUGUCUUCCCACAGAUGAACUUGUCUGGGACUGCAGAAUCCUUAAACACGGUUUCCGUAACAGAGUACCAAGAGGUGUCUACUGGCAUCAGUGAGGAAGAAAACUUACUGACGGAUUUCAAGCUCGAUGCAGGAGGCGAUGAUUCUUCGGGUUCCAGUCCUGCAACCUCUGCGGUGCCCUUUUUCCUGGAUAAUGUAUCCCAGGGAUACAUAUCUGCUUCAGAAGUGCCUGAGGCGAUCACGUAUGAAGUCCUUAAGCCAGGAUCUACAGAGAACGCUUCAGAAGAUUCAGCUCCAUCCGGCGCAGAAGAAUCGCUGAAGGACCCUUCUGUUGAUGGGAGCAUGUGGUUUCCUGGCUCCACAGAUCUAACAACCCAGUCUGAGCCUGGGUCCGGCAGAGAGGGCUUUCUCCAGGAUAACGCCACACACGUACAGACUGAGGCAUCUAGGGAGACCACCGAGGCCUUUUCCCCAGACGCCACCAUGUCGCAGCGUUCUUCAGUCACAGAGAUGGAGAUGCCAUCGUAUUCUACCUUUGCCUACGCCCCAACUGAAGUAACGCCACGUGCUUUCACUCUGCCCUCCAGACCGGUCGAUUUGGCUCCCACUAUCGACGUGCUCCAUCCGCAGACAACUCAGCCGGUGUACAAUGGUGAGGCGCCUCUUCAACCUUCCUACAGUAGUGAGGUCUCUCCUCUAGUCACCCCUUUGUUGCUUGACAAUCAGACCCUCAACACUCCCCCCGCUGCUUCGAGUAGUGAUUCGGCCUUGCAUGCUACGCCUGUGUUUCCCAGUGUUGGUGUGUCCUUUGAAUCCAUCCUGUCUUCCUGUGAUGGUGCAGCUCUGCCCCCAUUCUCCUCUGCUUCCUUCAGUAGUGAACUGUUUCACCAUCCGCACACGGCUUCUCAAACCCCUCCACAAGUUACUUCAGCUGCUGAGAGGGAUAAGCUGUCUUUGCAUGAUUCUCUGCUGGUGGCUGGGGGUGAUUUGCUGUUAGAGCCCAGCCUUGUUCAGUAUUCUGAUAUGCUGUCGUAUCAGGCCACUACUCACGCUGCCUCGGACGCGUUGGAAUCUGGUAGUGAAUCUGCUGUCCUUUAUAAAACGCCCAUGGUUUCUCAAGUUGAGUCUCCCAGCAGUGAUGUCAUUAUGCAUGCCUAUUCUUCGGGGCCUGAACCUUCUCAUGCCUUCAAGGGGUCCCGCCACGUGCUCAGUGUUUCUUACAGUUCUGUAAUACCUGUGCAUGAUUCUGUCGAUGUAUCUGACCAGGGGCCCCUCCUUAUCACUCCUAGCCAUAUAUCAGUGCCUGGGUCCUCAUUUAUUACUCCAACUGCAUCGUUGCUGCAGCCUCCUCCUGCCCUCUCUGGCGAUGGAGAGUGGUCGGGAGCCUCCUCUGAUAAUGAAUUGCUUUUACCUGACACAGAUGGGCUGAGAACUCUUAACGUUUCUUCGCCUGUCUCUGUGGCUGAAUUUACAUAUACGACAUCUGUGUUUGGUGGUGACGAUAUUAAGCCGCUUUCUAAAAGUGAAAUAAUGCAUGGAAAUGAGACUGAACUGAAAAUGUCUUCUUUCAGUGAGAUGGCAUACCCUUCUAAAAGCACAUUCGUGCCAAAGAUGUCUGAUGUGGUAAAUAAGUGGAGUGCGUCUUUACAAGAAACCUCUGUUUCUAUUUCUAGCAUAAAGGGCAUGCUCCCCGAGUCUCUUGCUAACCCCAUCACUAAGGUUUUUGAUCAUGAGAGUAGUCAAGUUUCAGAAAUUAGCUCCUCAGUUCAACCUACACACUCUGUAUCUCAAGCAUUUGGUGACACUUGGCUUACCCCUGGGCCUAGCACAAAUGCAGAGCCAGCAUUGUCUGCUCCUGCUCCUAGUCAAGUAUUACACCCUUCAACACAGCCCUGGCCCUAUGCGGCCACAUCUUCUUUUAAUACUGAAGCACUGCCGCAACCUUCCUUUCAGGCUUCUGAUGUUGACAUCUUGCUUAAAACUGCUCUUCCAUCUGUGCCUAGUGAUCCAGUGUUGGCUGAAACCCCCAAGGUUGAACAAAGUAGCUCUUCCACAUUGCAACCCAUGGCAUCAGAGUCUGCUUCAAGUGAAAGCACGCUGCGCUUUACGUCUGUGCCAGUUCUCGAGGCAUCACCUGCUAAUGCGCGCUCCACUUCACUUCAAGGUUUAACGGUUCCUCACACAAGUGAGAAACAUUUUGAACAAGGUUUGCUUAAAAGCGAAAGUCCCCAGAAAGUGCUGCCGUCUUUAUACAGUAAUGAUGAGUUGUUCCAAACUGCACAUCUGGACACUAGCAAGGCCUAUCCUCCGAAAGCCAGGCAAGCGUUUGCUACUCCCAUUGUAGCAAUUGAUGAACCACUAAAUACACUUACAGACAAGCUUGUGUAUUCUGAGGAAAUUGUCAUGCUCACUGAAAGUUCUAUUACAGACAAGGUACUUGCUGGUACCCUCACGGCUGUUUCUGAUGUUCUUGUAGCUACUGACCAUUCCAUCCCAUUAGGAAGUGGGCCUGUUUCCAUUACAACUCUUUCUCCCAACAGAGAUGAUUCUGUGACCACAGCCGAGUUGGUUCUUCCUUCUCAAGCUACUUCUAAGCUGGCUCAUAGUGCCCGAGCUGAUGCUGAAUUAGUGGGAGGUAGUGAAGACGGUGAUGAUUAUGGUGAUGAUGACUAUGAUGACGUAGAUAGCGAUCACUUUCCCCUGAAUAAGUGUAUGUCAUGUGCACCCUAUAGAGAAUCACAGGAAAAGGUAACGGAUGACUCAGACACCCAGGAAAACAGCCUUGUGGAUCAGAGGGACCCAAUUUCACAUUUGCUACCUGAGAGUGCAGAAGGAGAGAAUGGAGACACAGGUGUAACUAGCACGGACAAAAGUCCUGAUAAAUCACCACCAACACUUACGCCUCCCCAGAAACACAAUGAUGGAAAGGAGGACAGUGACGUCCUGCUGGGCAGUGCUGUCCUGCCUCUCACCCCAGAAUCUAAAGCAUGGGCAGUUUUGACAAGUGAUGAAGAGAGUGGGUCAGGGCAAGGCACCUCAGAGAGCCUUAACGAUAAUGAGACUUCCACAGAUUUCAGUUUCCCAGAUGCUGAUGGUGCCCUGGAAGCAGAUGACACAGGCAUAGCUCCUGGAUCUCCACGGCCCUCCGUGCCAUCUGUUACCAGUGGGCACUCAGGAGCAUCCAACAGUUCAGAGGCAGAGGCCAGUAAUAGUAGCCAUGAGUCUCGUAUUGGUCUAGCUGAGGGGUUGGAAUCUGAGAAGAAGGCGGUUGUACCCCUUGUGAUCGUGUCUGCCCUGACUUUUAUGUGUCUAGUGGUUCUUGUUGGUAUUCUCAUCUAUUGGAGAAAAUGCUUCCAGACUGCUCACUUUUAUUUAGAAGACAAUACAUCCCCCCGAGUGAUAUCGACACCACCAACACCCAUCUUUCCAAUUUCAGAUGAUAUUGGAGCAAUUCCAAUAAAGCAUUUUCCAAAGCAUGUUGCAGACUUACAUGCAAGUAAUGGGUUCAGUGAAGAAUUUGAGACACUGAAAGAGUUUUACCAGGAAGUUCAGAGCUGUACUGUUGACUUAGGUAUUACAGCAGACAGCUCCAAUCACCCAGACAACAAGCACAAGAACAGAUACGUCAAUAUUGUCGCUUAUGAUCAUAGCAGGGUUAAGCUCGCACAACUUGCUGAAAAAGAUGGAAAGCUGACUGAUUACAUCAAUGCCAAUUAUGUCGACGGCUACAACAGACCGAAGGCUUACAUUGCUGCCCAGGGGCCACUGAAGUCCACAGCCGAAGACUUCUGGAGAAUGAUAUGGGAGCACAAUGUGGAAGUCAUCGUUAUGAUAACAAACCUCGUGGAGAAAGGAAGAAGAAAAUGUGACCAGUACUGGCCUACUGAUGGUAGUGAAGAAUAUGGAAGCUUCCUAGUCAACCAAAAGAAUGUUCAGGUGCUUGCUUAUUAUACUGUGAGGAAUUUCACCCUAAGAAACACAAAGAUAAAGAAGGGCUCCCAGAAGGGAAGAUCCAGUGGACGCCUAGUCACACAGUACCAUUACACUCAGUGGCCUGACAUGGGGGUUCCGGAGUACUCACUGCCAGUGCUGACCUUCGUGAGAAAGGCUGCCCAGGCCAAGCGCCAUGCUGUGGGGCCAGUGGUCGUCCACUGCAGUGCUGGAGUUGGGAGAACGGGAACCUACAUUGUGCUGGACAGUAUGCUGCAACAGAUUCAACACGAAGGAACCGUCAACAUAUUUGGCUUCUUGAAACACAUCCGUUCACAAAGAAAUUAUUUGGUGCAAACGGAGGAGCAGUACGUCUUUAUUCACGAUACACUGGUUGAGGCCAUUCUCAGCAAAGAAACUGAGGUGCCAGACAGCCACAUCCAUUCCUAUGUUAACACGCUCCUCAUACCUGGACCAACAGGCAAGACAAAACUAGAGAAACAAUUCCAGCUUCUGGGUCAGUCGAAUAUUCUUCAGAGUGACUAUUCUACAGCCCUGAAGCAAUGUAACAGAGAGAAGAAUAGAACGUCCUCCAUCAUCCCUGUGGAAAGAUCAAGGGUGGGCAUUUCAUCCCUGAGUGGGGAAGGCACGGACUACAUCAAUGCAUCCUAUAUCAUGGGUUAUUACCAGAGCCAUGAAUUCAUCAUCACCCAGCAUCCUCUUCUGCACACUAUCAAGGACUUCUGGAGAAUGAUAUGGGAUCACAAUGCCCAGCUGGUGGUUAUGAUUCCAGAUGGUCAGAACAUGGCAGAAGAUGAAUUCGUUUACUGGCCAAACAAGGAUGAGCCCAUAAAUUGUGAAAGCUUCAAAGUCACUCUUAUGUCUGAAGAGCACAAAUGUCUAUCAAAUGAGGAAAAGCUGAUAGUUCAAGACUUCAUCCUCGAAGCCACACAGGAUGAUUAUGUGCUGGAAGUGAGGCAUUUUCAGUGCCCCAAAUGGCCAAAUCCGGAUAGUCCCAUUAGUAAAACAUUCGAACUUAUAAGUAUUAUCAAAGAAGAAGCUGCUAACAGGGAUGGGCCCAUGAUUGUUCACGAUGAGCAUGGAGGAGUAACAGCAGGAACUUUCUGUGCUCUGACAACACUUAUGCACCAACUAGAAAGAGAAAACUCCAUGGAUGUUUACCAAGUAGCCAAGAUGAUCAAUUUGAUGAGGCCAGGAGUCUUCACUGACAUUGACCAGUACCAGUUUCUCUACAAAGUGGUCCUCAGCCUUGUCAGCACCAGGCAGGAAGAGAAUCCGUCCACCUCUCUGGACAGCAAUGGGGCAGCUUUGCCUGACGGAAAUAUAGCUGAAAGCCUGGAGUCUUUAGUUUAACAAAGAAAAGGGGAAGGACAACUCCCAUCCAAGCAUUGCUCUCCUCUUUCCAAAAUUAGAAAAAUGGGUUCGGUUCUGUUAUCUGUUUACUUCCCAUGACCUGAUGGUAAUUCAUUCUGCUGCCAAAUUGACACCAUUAACAACGUGUGCCUUUUUGAAAGACUUCUUGUAAUUCACUCAUUAUGUUUGAACUAAAAUGAUUGAAUUUUACAGUGUUUCUAAGAAUUGAAUUGUGGUAUUUUCUCCAUGUUGAUUUUAACAACAACAACAACAACAAAUCGAUUUAUAGAUAAUAGGAAUCACCAACCUUGAAAGAUGUUUGUUUUUAAGUGUCAAAUUAUUAGCUGUAUUUGUGGCAAUCAUCGGGUUUGCUAGAAAUAUAACUUUUAAUAUAGUAGACUGUAAGUAAACUACUCUAUCCCCGAUGCAGUGUUCACCUGAAGUAGGACUGAUAGCAACUUAUGUAAAUACGACUCUGGUGUCUCCAUGGACCAAAUUUAUAUUUAUAAUUGUAGAUUUUUAUAUUUUACUACUGCGUGAGUUUUCUAGUGGUGUACUUGAGUUUAAUGAUGUAGCUUAUUCUCUGGUCAUACUUACUCUACGUGUCUUCUAAAACUGUAUUGUGUUAUCUAAGAAACUAACCCUGUUUCUGCAUGUCAUUUUAACUUUUGUGGAAAAUAGAAAACCACUUGUUUUAAAAAGAUGUUUUUAUGAGAAUAAUACUUUACCAGACAUUCCUUAAAUGGUUUUUAUCUGAGAAGUUGCAAAAAUAAAUAUAAAUAUUGCCAUUAACUUGUGUUCACUUAUGGAAAGUGGUGGGAACUGAUCUCUAGUAGAAAAUUGUGACCAUGGGUUCCACUGAGAAAUAGACAAAAAGCCCAAAGAAAUGGGACAGACCAUCAAGCUCUGGUUCCCAAACUGUUUUUCCUGUGAUACACAGGAGUCUCACAAAAUUUUAUGGUUUUGAGCUCAACACAGCAGCUGGUGCUGGCCCUACGAAAUGUAGCAAUAAACUAUUGGGACCCACUUACUUAAGAAGUGGAACCAUUAUGU